Molecule: messenger RNA, 3931 nt
Organism: Topomyia yanbarensis
Lineage: Eukaryota; Metazoa; Arthropoda; Insecta; Diptera; Culicidae
Gene: Rsod
Exons: 6
Coding region: 401-3823 (1140 amino acids)
Biological process (GO): superoxide metabolic process
Molecular function (GO): metal ion binding
Source: RefSeq, a predicted model, not a curated record
UCCAGCCGCAGAAGGUGAAGAAAUUGCCAAAACAAAACAUAACGACGAGAAAGCGUGCGAUCAGCAGCGGGCUGCGUCGCCGGAAUGAAGAAUCAAAACAGAAUCGAAAGUGUAGUGCUGGAAAAUCGUGGAUGGUAAAAUAGUUAAAAGAGAAUGUUGUUGUUUCUACCUGAGUGGAGUGGCAGUCGAUCGCCAACCAUGUUCGUUAGUUGAUAGUGAGCAGCAGAAUUAACAGGUCGCAAAAUCGCCGAUCGGUCGUACAUUCCUCAAGAGAUCAGCGAAGAAAGGUGACUCAUUCUUCUUGAGAAAAUGUUUUGUUUCAUUGCGUAAGAUCUCGAGCAGUGUUGUGAACAUAAAAUGCAGCAAACUUCUAUGGAAAUACAAAUCAAAAUUUAGUGAAAUGCUGAUCGUAACCCAAUCAAUUUGUUUGCUUGUACUCGCACUGGCGCUUCAAGUGGAUGCGGUCAAUUUGGUAGCCUACAUUUCACAGCAUGGACUGCAUGGCGAAAUCUCCUUCUCGCAGUACUCUGAACAGCAAGUUCAAAUAGUAACCGAUCUGGAAACCACACUCCAGUAUCCAGAUCAAGCAUGGAGUUGGGGCGUGUACCAGCUGCCAGUUGAUUACACGAUUGUCGAUCCCCGUGAAAGAUGCGAGCUGAGAGUACUGGGAGAGCAGUUGUGGUCUUUCGACGAUGAUUUGGGCUUUUUGACCCUGCCCGGUAAUGAAUCCACAACCUGGCUAAACGACAUUGGAUUGACCGGGGAGAAGGGACUGUGGGGUAAAUCGCUGGUGCUUUUCGAUCCGAACAGCAAUUUCAGAAUUUGUGCAACUAUUACCACCAGAGAUGGAUCACAGGAUCAUAUCGCCGAGGCUAGGUUCAACAGUCCAGUUACAGGUUCGAUAUAUUUCCGUUGGUUAGCAUCCAAAGAGACACACCAUUCGGAUACGUUGAUCUACUCCAAUCUGUUCCAUAUUCGCGAGCAAUCUAGGAAAUUGAAUAACCCAGACUUCACCGAGCACUCCUGGAAGGUCUACGUGACCGACAUUUUUGAGAGUGAUACUGCCAAUGCCGAGGAUAACUGCAACAAGCUGCAGCUAGUAUUUGAUCCUCAGGUGCGCGGUGCUGGAAAAGCUGUUGGUGACAUCGACGCCCGAGUAGGAAACUUAAAAAUAACCACCAAUUCGCAAAAUUUUAAAUACCCUCAGCUCUUUAACGACAAAGAAUUCGUCGUGCUUCCUAGUGAUCUGUACGGACCGUCGCGAAAACUAUACGUUGUGAUCUUUGAUCCGGUUCAUCCGGAUACGUUCUUGGCAUGUGCCAAAAUAAGACAUUUGAAAGCCAAAUCUGCCCGAGCGCUGGUCAACGGAGGUGGAAUGAAAGGCGAGAUCCGUUUUGUGCAAAGAUCUCGUUUCGAGCCAACUUGGAUUAAUGCCUCUUUCUCCUCUGUGACCGAUGAACCACAGGACAAUGUAAACUACGCUAAAGAUGUUGCUAGCUUUAAAAUCAACCAACUUCCAUUGAGAUCAUAUUCGGCAAACUUGGACAGUUUUUGCCAAAGUUCAGGACUAACAUUGAAUCCCACUAAUGUUGAGGAGAAAGAUGUACCACCACCCGGAUUCGGAACGCAAGAUCAAUAUCCGGUUGGAGACCUGAGCGGGAAGCUUACAAACCGGAACAGACGAGAAAACCACAAAAUGUUUCUACCGGGGACAAGUGCCGAACUCAGUGGAUUCUAUUGGGACACCUUUCUUCCGCUGCAGGGAAGAAAUAGCAUAAUCUUCCGAGGCUUCAACGUACAAAGAUAUAAUCGCACUGAUCCUUCCAACAUAAGACAUGUGCCGUGGACUUGUGGUCCGAUUGCUUUAUACGAAAUCGGUAGACCGUAUCAGAUUCCGAUAGCUACUGCACAGGUUCUGUUCCGUUAUCCGAUAGUGGGGCGGAUUCUAUUCCGUCAGGUGAAGGAGGAGUAUUGGGGUGAUACGGCUGUGAUUUUCGAAUACUUGAUACACGCUGACGGCUCGAAGGUGAACAACACGGCUGAGCAUCGCUGGGCAGUAACAAGCGAUCCUCCCGGAAAAGAUUUCUACGAUUGGCAAAACCGAUGCGUUAGCACGGGAGCAAUCUUUAAUCCACAGAAAAUGUCCUUCGCUGGUCAAAAUUGGGAGGCGAAGUGCACUCUGAACUCACCGGAACUCUGUCGAUUGGGUGAUCUGUCCAAUCGGCUGGGAACGCUGGACAUUGCUGGGAACAAAGGGGAAAGUCAACGGAUCAGUCGCAAGAUGUUCGUAGAUCAGAAUUUGCCGUUGAGUGGCCCUUCCAGUAUUAUUGGGCGGUCGAUUGUGAUCUACGAUGAUCAUGGCCCGCAGGCGAGGGGCGAGCGCUUGGCUUGUUCCAUUAUUGGAGGUUAUCAUAGGAGAAAAGUGGUCGCCAGGGAUUGGUACUCCAACGGAGAUCCACUCACCAUCAAAGGCAAGCUGGAGAUGAUUCAGCAGUCGGAGUACGAUCUUACGAAUGCGGAAGUCGAGUUCAAAGGAUUGAUGGCUAACAGUGGGUACCAUGUGCAUAUAGCACCCGUUGAAGGCGACCUCGAGUUCCCGUGCGAAGAUUCCUCCGUAUAUGGUCACUGGAAUCCACGAAACGUUGAUCCGAAACGAUCUCCUCCGCCGGCAAUGGGCAGCACGGAUCAAUACGAGCUAGGUGAUCUUAGCGGAAAGUUCGGAACACUCGACGGAAGUUCAAUGUUCGAACAAUCCUACAACGAUUCGCGGCUUCCGUUGUUCGGAUACGAGAGCAUCAUCGGUAGAUCGAUCGUUGUUCAUAAGAAGGAAAGGAAUCGCCGUUGGGCUUGCAGUACAUUGGAACGAGGGUACAGUCCUAGCGAAGCCAGAGAAAUACGAGCUAUUGCAUCGUUCCAUCAUCCGGUCGGGUUUGCGUACGGAUAUAUCCGGAUGACGCAGCUGAUUGGGAAUGAUGGCAGUCAAAGUGAUACCACUAUCGAGGUUAAAUUGAGGUACCCCGGAAAGCACGAUAGAAACGUGACUUUCAAUCACAACUGGCACAUUUGGGUAAAUCCGGUGGGAGUGGAUGCUACAGUAAAGCAAGUUGAAACCCGAUGCGUAGCUGCCGGUUACGUGUGGAAUCCUUACUACACCCAACUAGCCGACCCGUUGAAUGAAGAUCUUUACCGCCAAGAAUGUGGCCCUGAUAAUCCCCUCCGAUGCUACGUCGGCGACUUGUCAGCUCGACUAGGUCCCAUCAACAUUGGUGAGCGCCGGAUGGUGUUCACCGAUAGCAAUUUCCCGCUGGAAGGUACCGUGAGUGCACUGGGCCGAUCGAUUGUCAUUUUUGGACCGGAACUGUCAUCACACCGUUUCGCUUGCGCAAAGAUCGAACCCGAUCACGAUAUCGUCAAGUACAUAAAUCUCAAGAAACCGCCACGAUUUGUGGUGGCACAAUUUUUGGAGGAAAUUCGCUCUGUCAUGGGCCUUCCCGAGUGGAUGUUGGCAAUAGAUUCGCGAAGCACGAGAUCGCUUCACAACGAUGCAUGCAUUCAGAUGAUUGUUCACUUCAAGGGACCGAGCGCACAUCAAAUUGAACAGGAUUUCUCAAAACUGUUAGCGAUCGGUCGACUUGAUCAACCAAGUAUCUAUAUUCCGGGGUACGUGAAUCCGAAGCGUAAAAAGACUCUGUCCUACCGAACAUGCGGAGUCCGCGACCCUACCGACAAAGGUAGUAAAGGAUUCUUUAGUAGAGCUAAUUCAAUAAAAUACUCACUCUCGUUGAUGACAUUGGCGUUCCUAGUUCGCUCAUUAUUGGCGUAGUACAGAAUAAAAUCAUUCAACAUGUGAUAAAAGUGCUUUACUGAAUUCCUAGAAUUCAAGCACUUAUUAGGGUCGAUCAAAUAAAUAAAACACAUGUGAACCGACAAA